UACCGUCGCCUCGGAGUGGGAGAAUCCGCUCUGGUCAUCGUUGCUCUCAGGAUUACGCCGGAUGAGUUUACUAUAAACAACCUGAACUACAUAAGAGUGUGUAAUUUAGCUCACAGCACCCAUUGUUGGCGAACGUGUUUAUCAUUAGAGCUUUUUUGGCGGAAUUAGGUAGAAUCUCAUUUUUCCCACAAAGGUGACAAGUGCGGUCACUGCCAAAGGAUAAGUUUCUAAGAAGGCAAAUAAGAGCGUCCAUUAUGUCAGUGGUCGGCAUUGAUGUGGGUUUCCUAAACUGCCACAUCGCCGUGGCCAGGAGCGGUGGCAUUGAGACCAUCGCCAACGAAUACAGUGACAGAUGCACGCCAGCUUGUGUGUCUUUCGCCUCCAAAAACCGCUUCAUUGGAAAUGCAGCCAAGAGUCAAGUGAUAACUAACUUCAAAAACACACUUCAUGGCUUCAAAAGGUUCCAUGGCCGAGCAUUUGAUGACCCGUUUGUGCAAGGAGAAAAAAACAAACUACCAUAUACCUUGCAUAAACUGGCCAGUGGAAACACUGGACUUAAGGUACGUUAUUUGGACGAGGACAAGGUAUUUACAGUAGAACAGAUCACAGGGAUGCUGCUCUCCAAGCUGAAGGAGACAUCAGAGUCUGCCUUGAAGAAGCCUGUGGUGGAUUGUGUCGUCUCUGUACCAAGCUUUUUUACAGAUGCUGAGCGGCGAUCCGUGUUGGAUGCGACGCAAAUAGCGGGGCUGAACUGUUUACGGUUAAUAAAUGACACCACUGCAGUGGCGUUAGCCUAUGGGAUCUACAAGCAGGACCUUCCCACUCCAGAGGAAAGGCCUCGUAACGUUGUGUUUGUGGACAUGGGGCAUUCGUCUUACCAGGUCUCCAUCACAUCUUUCAACAAAGGCAAACUCAAGGUCCUCGCGUCAGCGUUCGACCCCUACCUGGGUGGGCGUAACUUCGACGAGGCCCUGGUGAACUACUUUUGUGAGGAGUUCAAGGCCAAGUAUAAACUGCACGUGCGCGAGAACCCGAGAGCCUUGUUGCGUCUGCAUCAGGAGUGUGAGAAACUCAAGAAGCUGAUGAGUGCCAACUCCUCAGACCUGCCUCUCAACAUCGAAUGCUUCAUGAAUGACAUUGAUGUUACUAGUAGGAUGAACAGAGGCCAUUUUGAAGAGAUGUGUUCCCAGUAUCUAAUGCGGGUGGAGAUGCCACUGAAGGUCGUCCUUGAACACUCAAAACUGAGCCGGGAUGACAUCUACUCCGUGGAGAUCGUUGGGGCAGCGACGAGAAUGCCAGCCAUUAAAGAGAGGAUCGGCAAAUUCUUUGGCAAAGACGUCAGCACCACCCUCAAUGCUGAUGAAGCUGUCGCUAGAGGCUGCGCCCUUCAGUGUGCAAUUUUGUCUCCAGCCUUUAAAGUGCGUGAGUUCUCCAUCACUGAUGUUGUGCCCUUCCCCAUUACUCUACGCUGGAAAUCGACAACAGAAGAUGGACUGGGAGAAUGUGAGGUAUACAGCAAGAAUCAUGCUGCUCCAUUUUCCAAAGUGAUCACUUUUCACAAAAAGGAGCCUUUUGACCUUGAAGCCUUCUAUAGUUGCCCCCAAGAGCUUCCAUAUCCAGACCAAAGGAUUGGACGCUUUACAGUACAGAAUGUGGUACCCCAACCAGAUGGAGACAGCUCCAAAGUGAAAGUCAAGGUACGUUUUAAUGUACACGGUAUCUUCAGUGUGUCCAGCGCCUCUCUGAUUGAGAAGCAGAAAGGAGAAGGGGAGGACAUGCAAAUUGAUGUAGAGCCACUGAAUGAAGGCAGAGCAGGGGACCAGAUCAAAAUGCAGGUGGACCAAGAAGUCCAAAACCAGGGGGACCAACAAAAUGAAGACAAUUCCUCCAGUAAGGAGGGAACUGGUGCAGGGGAGAAGCAGGAUCCAGCGGCAGAAUUAGGGUGCAAGGCCAAAGUGAAGGCAAAGAGUGCUGACCUGCCCAUCGUGGCCAACAACAUCAGACAGCUCGACCGUGAAGUGCUCUGCAACUUUGUCCAGUAUGAGCAUCAGAUGAUUGUGCAGGACAAACUGGUGAAAGAAGUGAAUGAUGCUAAAAAUGCUGUGGAGGAAUAUGUAUAUGAUCUCCGCAACAAACUCUGUGGAAUCUAUGAAAAAUAUAUUACAGAGGAAGUAAGUUAACCGGUGACAUUGCUGCUGGAGGACACUGAGAACUGGCUGUAUGAGGAAGGAGCGCACCCCAAAGAUGUCUAUCUGCAAAAACUAGAUGCACUCAAGAAUUUGGGUCAACCUAUUCACGAUCGGCACCGAGAGCACGAGGACCGGCCGAAGGCUUUUGAAGAGCUUAGCAAGAGGCUUCAAGUCUAUGUGAAGUUUGUCAACUCUUACAGACAAAAGGAUGAGCGUUACCAACACUUGAAUGCAGAAGAGGUCAACACUGUGGAGAAGUGCAUGAAUGACACCAUGAUGUGGAUGAACAGCCAGAUGAAUGCACAGAAUAAACUGGCCAUUACUCAAGACCCCAUUGUCAAAGUAGCAGACAUCGUUGCAAAAAUUCAGGAAGUGCAGGAUUUGUGCAUCCCGGUGAUCAACAGGUCCAAGCCCACCGUGGAAGAGGUACAGGAGAUAAAUGAUAAUGGCCACAAUAAUGAUUCCACUGCUGCCAAACAAGGUCCAGAUGGGACGGGCGAUGCAAAGAGAAACCAGCAGACCAAAUCCACCGCAAGAGAGAUGGAAGUGGACUAAAGAUGAUUGCCCGGUAUCUGAGCAUCAAUCAUCGCUAUGACGACCAUCAGCAACCAUGUAGACAGUAGGGGUAGUCUUGCAGUACCUGGGACCACUUCUCAAUCCUUAUCAGCCACAAAUGUGGAUUUAAUGGCUUUGUUUUAUUCUCAUCUUUUUUCAGUUUACACUCUUGUGUCCAUCAUUUGUGUGACUACAUUAUAGUGUGCUUGUGCUCUCAAAGCUUCGAAAAAUUAAAAGAAGAAACAAUGCAACAGAUCCAAAUAUUUCACCCCGUCCCUUGAAGGAAGCUUUUGCCUUCUGUGUUUUUUGUUGUAGAGUGUCAGCAGUAAACCCCAUAGCUGUACUGGUGUAGUAAACAGUACCUGUUACCAAACUGUUCGUUUGUAUGCAAUAGUACUAAUUAUUUAUAUUUCUAAUAGAUUUCAGGCUAUGUUAAAGUCUGCAGAUGUUAAAGUCUAUUUUAAUAUUUAACAAAAGCCACCAUCAUAUUGAAGAUUAAGAAUAAAGAACACAUUUCCUGUGGUGUCUGUAGGAAAUGAUGGGCUGCAUAUUUGUUGAUUUCCAUAUAGGAUUUGAAGAUGACAAAAUAAACUCAGC
Entelurus aequoreus (snake pipefish) is the source of this 3341-nucleotide messenger RNA. RefSeq names its product heat shock protein 4 like (gene hspa4l). The record is from RefSeq and is a predicted model, not a curated record. Gene Ontology annotation, cellular component: cytosol; nucleus. NCBI's taxonomy places the organism in Eukaryota, Metazoa, Chordata, Actinopteri, Syngnathiformes, Syngnathidae. Gene Ontology annotation, biological process: protein folding. Gene Ontology annotation, molecular function: ATP-dependent protein folding chaperone; ATP binding.